AUGUCGAUGAGCCCCAAGCAUACGACCCCCUUUUCAGUGUCCGACAUCCUGAGUCCCCUGGAGGAGAGCUACAAGAAGGCGGCCAUGGACCACGGCAGCGGCGCGCAGCUGCAGGCGAGUUACCGGCAGCCGCAGGUGUCCCAGGCGGCCAUGCAGCAGCACCACAUGGGCCACAACGGCGGCGUGUCGGCGGCUUACCACAUGGGCGCCGCCGCCGGGGUGCCGCAGCUGUCCCACGCCGCCGCCGCCGCCGCCGCCUACUGCAACGGCAACAUGGCCGAGCUGGCGCCUUACCAGGACGGCAUGAGGGGCAGCGCCACGGCCGCCGGCUGGUACGGAGCCAACCCGGACCCCCGCUUCUCCACCAUUUCCCGCUUCAUGGGCUCCUCCUCGGGCAUGAACAUGGGCGGCAUGGGCGGCCUGGGCUCCCUGGCGGAGGUCCACGCCAAAGGCAUGGGCUCCCUGGCGUCCACCCCGCGGAGGAAGCGGCGGGUCCUCUUCUCCCAGGCGCAGGUCUACGAGCUGGAGCGACGCUUCAAGCAGCAGAAGUACCUCUCGGCCCCGGAGAGGGAGCACCUGGCCAGCAUGAUCCACCUCACCCCCACGCAGGUGAAGAUCUGGUUCCAGAACCACCGCUACAAGAUGAAGCGGCAGGCCAAGGACAAGGUGACCCAGCAGCAGAUGCAGCCGGACGGCGGGUCUUGUCAGCAGCAGCCGCAGCAGCAGUCCCCGCGGAGGGUGGCGGUGCCCGUGCUGGUGAAGGACGGCAAGCCGUGCCAAGGCAGCGGACACACGGCCGCCAGCACGCAGGCCCACCCGCACCACCACCACCAGCACCACCAGCAGCAGCACCCGCAGCAACACCCGCCGCAGGCCGCCAACGUCAUGCUCAUGUCCGCCGGCGGCAACCAGGCGCACCAGCAGCCGGUGGGCAGCGCCAGACACUCCCCGGACUUGGGCCCGCACUCCUCCAGCCCGCCCGCGCUGCAGAGCCAGGUGCCCGGCCUCUCGCACCUCAACUCCCCGGGGGCCGAGUACGGCUCGGCGCUGCAGUGCUCGGCGCUCUUGUACGGCAGGACGUGGUGACCAUGAAUAUAUACAUUAAAAAAAAAAACAAAAAAAAAACAGAAAGACUUUUUUCUUUUUUCAAGAAUUUUUGGACCAUUGCACAAUACUUUUUUUUUUCUACCGGAAGUGGAACAGUUGGGAUAUAUUUAUGUAAAUUAUAUUGACAAAAAAAAAAACAACAACCCUGUAAAAAAUAGCAUUUCAAAGACUUUUUAAUGUCAGCCGCGUAGAUUUAGAAUGUACUUUUUAUUUGGGGUCCCAAUAUUGUACAG
This is a messenger RNA of Nerophis ophidion (straightnose pipefish), 1340 nucleotides long. RefSeq names its product NK2 homeobox 1 (gene nkx2-1). Gene Ontology annotation, biological process: cell differentiation; regulation of transcription by RNA polymerase II. Gene Ontology annotation, cellular component: nucleus. Lineage: Eukaryota; Metazoa; Chordata; Actinopteri; Syngnathiformes; Syngnathidae. The transcript is spliced from 2 exons. Bases 1 to 1086 code for a protein of 361 amino acids. The record is from RefSeq and is a predicted model, not a curated record. Gene Ontology annotation, molecular function: DNA-binding transcription factor activity, RNA polymerase II-specific; RNA polymerase II cis-regulatory region sequence-specific DNA binding.